Messenger RNA from Emys orbicularis (European pond turtle), 1494 nucleotides. RefSeq names its product A-kinase anchoring protein 5 (gene AKAP5). Gene Ontology annotation, molecular function: glutamate receptor binding; beta-2 adrenergic receptor binding; adenylate cyclase binding. Gene Ontology annotation, biological process: positive regulation of adenylate cyclase activity. Gene Ontology annotation, cellular component: dendritic spine; dendrite membrane; excitatory synapse. NCBI's taxonomy places the organism in Eukaryota, Metazoa, Chordata, Testudines, Emydidae. Bases 1 to 1494 code for a protein of 497 amino acids. The transcript has a single exon. The record is from RefSeq and is a predicted model, not a curated record.
AUGAAGAAAUUAGAAGGCAGGACCACAAAUAUGGAGAAGGCAGCUAAAGAAAUUCAAAUGGAAAACACAGGACAAUCAGAAAAUCCUAGUGCAGCAAAACAGUGCCCUUCAACUGAAGAACAGGCAGAAAAACUCACAAUGUUUUGCUUUAAGAAAAGAAAGAAGUCAUGUAAGAAGACAUUGGAGAUGAAAGGUGUCUGUGAAGAAGACUCUGUAACCUUGAAACAUACAAGCCAAUCCAUCAAUUCAGCCCCUGGAGAAGGGGAAGUUUCUAACCAAUCUCAGUCAUCAAGGGGAGCCUGGGCAACUAUAAAACGUCUAGUGAUACCUAAGAGACGGUCAAAAUCUUCAAGGAAGCAGACACACUCUGAUUCUCAAGUGCAACUGGAGAUAAAUACCAAGGAUCCUGGCUUGCAAAGUUUUCCAAAGAAUCGGGUUAGUUCUGGGCUUAAAAUUCCCUGUAUACGGUUCUCAAGAGGCAAGAAAAAACCCAGCCAUUCUGAAAUAACAGAAGAAUCAGAUUGCAGUGUUAAAGCAAAUGAACUGAUGGGCAUUUUGAAUAAAGCUAACAGUGAACCAGAGGAUUUGGCAAUAACAGUCAAAUCUAGCAUGGAUCAAUCCUUCAGCCAAGCCUCUGAAAAAAGUGACAGGAACUCACUUAAUUCCACUGGGAAGAAUGCGCUUUUGGUAGAGUCCAGACCAGACACUGAUCAACACACACAGUGCAUCGUUCAGUCAGAAAUAACAACUCCAGAGGCAGUUGCUAUAAUGCUCCAGGAAAAGCUACACCAGAAGAGCCUACAUGAAACUCCUGAACAUACACCUGUAGCAAACAAGGGAGUUGAUCUCAAAACCACCCUUAGUGCUAAUGUUUCUAAGGACCUACCAGAUAAUGUAGCUGAAGCCACAGAGGUACAAGAAACAAAUAACAUCGAUGACGCAGGGAUUGAAUAUAAAGAGUCUGGAAGGAACAUAAAUGCUAGUGAAGACUGUCAAUCCAGAGAGAGAAUAAUGAGUUUCAAUCAGUCAGCAUUUAAAGAUGAUGCAGUAAGCGUGCAGAGCUGUUUAAGUGAACAAUUGAAAUUAGAAGAAAACAAGCUCACUAGUGGAGUGAGCAUUGUGAUUACAAUUACUGAAGCAGAUGAUGAGCCUGAUGAAGAGGAGUCAAACCAGGACUGCAAGCUGUCCUCAAUUACAUGUGAACAUAAGCAAAAGGGGAAUAAAAAAAUAAAUGGGAACCUCAAUUUCAGUAAACUUUCUAAUCGCAAAGAGGGCAUAGUAGCAGGCAGUGGCCAUAGGAGAGAGGCUAAAGUCUGUUCUCCUGCUCGGUCACCCAAUGGUCUUAGUGAUCAGGAGCACGGAACUUCAGAACAGUAUGAAUUGCUUCUGAUAGAAACUGCUGCUUCACUCGUUAAGGCAGCGAUUCAGUCAUCUAUAGAACAGCUGGUUAAUGAAAUGGCUUUGGACCAUAGUAAACAUAACAGUGUUCUGUAA